Molecule: messenger RNA, 507 nt
Organism: Lindgomyces ingoldianus
Lineage: Eukaryota; Fungi; Ascomycota; Dothideomycetes; Pleosporales; Lindgomycetaceae
Exons: 1
Source: RefSeq, a predicted model, not a curated record
UCAGAAUUCAAAUCUGUACUGGCAAAAUCGAAGUCACUGGAUAUCCCUCCCACCCUUGACAGCAGACAUGUAGCCAUUAAGUUGCGGGGCUCAUGCUCAGCAGUCGAAAUGGAGAAGGGAAAGGCCCUCUUAAAGAAACUGAUGGAAAAGGCCACACCUCCAUGUCUACGAAAGGACGACAUGAGUGCACCAGUACAUCCUAAAACUAGGGCCGGCUUUCAACAGCAAGUGUCGAUCCACUUGCAACCUGAGAUACUUCCCCUGGACCCGGUAGCAGAUGCAGAGUCCUUAAGAACAUGGAAUAAAUGCCUUCUUCCUGCAUUACCGGGAAUCUUUAAGGGCGUGUCGGUCGGAGGCAGUUACUCUGCUCCCUCGUUCUCCAGAGUGGAGAUCGCGGCGGCUGCCCGAUCAUUCGAUUCCACAGUUCGGACAAUCAGGACGACGUUUCACGGCAAAUCAUCCGACAAAACCUAAAGGAAAUAUGUGAACAGAGCCAUAUACCAGCGC